Molecule: messenger RNA, 3375 nt
Organism: Gadus morhua (Atlantic cod)
Lineage: Eukaryota; Metazoa; Chordata; Actinopteri; Gadiformes; Gadidae
Product: tryptophan 5-hydroxylase 1
Exons: 11
Coding region: 1872-3347 (491 amino acids)
Biological process (GO): serotonin biosynthetic process; aromatic amino acid metabolic process
Cellular component (GO): neuron projection
Molecular function (GO): iron ion binding; tryptophan 5-monooxygenase activity
Source: RefSeq, a predicted model, not a curated record
CAGAAAUGGCGAGUCCGGAGCAAUCCGAUGAAAAGUUGGCAUUUUCUGUAGUAUCUGGCAGAUGUUCCACAGCCUUUGCAACCAAGCAAAUUGAAAUCGGGAACCCGGGUAAAUGUAAAAACGCACAUCCGCAAUGAAAAUGAUCUCCGUCCACACUAUCGUUUUCAGAAUGUUUUGCAUCCACGUUCCACACAGAAAUUAUUUUGAUAAACAGUUGUUGUCAUGGUUACGUUACUCCGCCAAGCCUCUCUGUUUAGAUUACAGGCGCGCGAUCAGAUGAUAUUUACAGUUGAUCAGCUGGUUAAUCAUUUUCGACCCGGUCUUGGCCAGAAACGCCGCUCCAAAUAGGCUACGGUUUGAACUGUCGUCUUUCGUUUUUUUUAUAUGUUUGACUCAAUAUGAGUAAUAUAGAGUAAUUCAGUUACUAACUCAGUUACUUUUUGGAACAAGUAGUGAGUAACUAUAGCUAAUUACUUUUUUAAAGUAACGUUCCCAACACUGUUAAUGAGCCAGGAGACAUGAAGACCCUAUGCUCUGGAGGUCGUAAUGCAGCAAGAUGAAGACGACUAUAUGGACGUGGAACAACUCGUACUGCUGCAAAGGAUCAGCUGUGUAUGCUGGGGCGGGGGGAUACAAGUUUAACACUGGAUCACCACAUCUGUAUGGAUACAAAGCAUCUGUGGAAAUCCGUCCUUUGCUUGAAUCUGUUCCACUUCCCAGCCCACCAAGGAGAGACGCCCCAGAACACGCCUCAGCACGGCCGGGAGAUCAGGGUUCACCAGCACCAGGGUGAACUCAGGGUCGGGAGGUAGAGCAAGGUGUCCCUGAGCAAGGCACCUCAUCCUAACUGCUCCUGACGAGCUGGCUGUCGCCCUGCGUUGUUGACUCAGCCAUUCAUGUGUGCUUGAAUGGCUGAAUGUUAGGCAAUAUUGCAAAGCGCUUUGAGUAGCCACUGGUUAGUAAAGUGCUGUAUAACUGCAGUCCAUUUACCAUUUACCAAAUGGGACUUCUGUCUCAGACCAGUGUUCACCAGCACCAGGGUGAACUCAGGUUAGUGUUGCUGCUGUCUCCAGCUGACUGCACUCAGCCUCCAGAGAUGGACCUGUGCGGUUUUGUAGCUUCCGACUGACCUUCCUCUCUGUUGAUUCUGCAGCCUAUUCUCUGGUCGUCGCUCAGCGCUCACACAAUCAGGUUUCUAUAAACGGCAUAAUGAGGGGUGAGAGAGAACAAGGGUGAGAGACGGAUAGCUUUGGAGAACAGGAUGUGGAAGAGUUGGGAUGGGGAGGAGGGAUUCGGUAGAGAAAAAAAAUCCAGAAUGGAUAGAACCUGUCUGCACAACCAAUAACCAUCAAUGUGUGUGCACAUGUGUGUGUGUUGUUUGUGUGUGUGUCUGUACAUGUUUGUGUGAUGUGUGUGUACGUGUUUGUGUGUAUGUGUGUGCAUGUGUGUGUGUGUGCACACAUCUGUGUGUGUGUGUGUGUGUGUGUGUGUGUGUGUGUGUCAGGCCAUGUGAUUCUGCAGACAUGAUGCUAAUCAUGACCCUCUUCCUAAUCUCCCCCUGCGUGAGGUGUAUGCACCCUCCUCCUCCCCCCUCCUCCUCCUCCCUCGCCGGCUUUCUCCCCCCUCUCUCUCUCUCCCUCUCUCUCACCCUUCCCUUCCCAGGCGCUUUACUCCCUCCUCACUACACCUCCGCCCCCCCCACCUUGGACUGAUAAAUAGCACAGCGUGAUUCGCUGCCUCGCAAACUAGACGAUCAAUCCAGAGCCCCACAGAUCCACGCUCGGCCGGCGCUCAGACCCUCCGACGCGUGUCUCCCCUCAGCUCCUCAGCGGCCAUCUCCAGUCUCCUUCCAUCAGGUCCGUCCAGCUGCCAUGUUCCCUCAGAAGCCGGAGGGGCCCCUGCCCCGGCGGGGCCGGUCCUUCGACUCGGUGAACACGGGGUACGAAGACAAGCAGAUCCACAACGAGAUAAACAAAGUGACGUUCGGUAAAAUCGAGGAAAACAAAGACAACAAGACGCGGAGCCCCUCCCCAGACUGCCCCAACAGCUCCGCCAAGGGCCGGGCGGCCAUCGUGUUCUCCCUGAAGAACGAGGUCGGGGGCCUGGUGAAGGCGCUCAAACUGUUCCAAGACAAACACGUCAACCUGGUCCACAUCGAGUCCCGCAAAUCCAAGCGCAGGAAUUCAGACUUUGAGAUCUUUGUGGAUUGCGACAGCAACAACGAGCAGCUCAAGGAGCUGACCCACUUACUGCGGAAACACACCAACAUUGUUGAGAUGGACCCGCCGGACGAAAGCGCCGUGCUGGAGGAAGAAACAGAGGACAUCCCCUGGUUCCCCCAGAAGAUCUCCGAUCUGGAUCUGUGUGCCAACCGGGUGCUGAUGUACGGAUCCGAGCUGGAUGCAGACCACCCGGGUUUCAAAGACAAUCUGUAUCGUCAGCGGCGGAAAUUUUUCGCUGAUCUGGCCAUGUGCUACAAACACGGAGAACCGAUCCCGCGCAUCGAGUUCACGGAGGAGGAGGUGCGGACGUGGGGGGUGGUGUUCAGGGAGCUCAACAAGCUGUACCCCAGCCACGCCUGCAGAGAGUACCUGAAGAACCUCCCCCUGCUGACCAAGUACUGCAACUACAGGGAGGACAACAUCCCCCAGCUCGAGGACAUCUCCCGCUUCCUCAAGGAGCGCUCGGGGUUCACCAUCCGGCCGGUGGCGGGGUACCUCUCCCCCAGGGACUUCCUGGCCGGCCUGGCCUUCAGGGUCUUCCACUGCACCCAGUACGUCCGGCACAGCUCGGACCCCCUGUACACCCCGGAGCCAGACACGUGCCAUGAGCUGCUGGGCCACGUCCCCCUGCUGGCCGAGCCGAGCUUCGCCCAGUUCUCCCAGGAGAUCGGACUGGCCUCACUGGGGGCCUCCGACGAGGCUGUGCAGAAACUGGCCACGUGUUACUUCUUCACGGUGGAGUUCGGUCUCUGUAAACAGGAAGGCAGGCUGAGGGCGUACGGCGCCGGCCUGCUGUCCUCCAUCAGCGAGCUGAAGCAUGCGCUCUCUGAAAACGCUCACAUCCUGACCUUCGACCCCGCGGUGACCUGCAACCAGGAGUGCAUCAUCACCACCUUCCAAGACGUGUACUUUGUGUCCGAGAGCUUUGAGGAGGCAAAGGCUAAGAUGAGGGAGUUUGCCAAGACGAUCCGGCGGCCAUUCACGGUGCGCUACAACCCGUACACGCAGAGCGUGGACGUGCUGAAGGACACCAGCAGCAUCACCUCCGUGGUGGAGGACCUCCGGCACGAGCUGGACAUCGUGGGCGACGCCCUGAACCGCCUCUCAGUGCACCACGGGGUCUGAGGGGGGCGGUGUCUGAAGAGGGGCGGGG